AUGCUAGAGAAAAUUGGGACAAAUUGUUAUCCAAUUACCAAUACCAUUAUGGUCCCUACAACUGUUAAUAGGACUACUGUAUAUGAUGAUACUGAUACCAGUAUCUCAAUAGGCGUUAAUAAACAAAAGAAUGAUUUCACACUGAAAAAUAACAAUCUAACACCUCAUGAUCCUCUUGUUACAAAUGAUUUUGAAGUUUCUGAAACAAUUGAUCACAAUCAACAAGGUGUGCCUUUGAUUAAAACUGGUUUCAAAAGGAAUUUACCAAUGUAUAAUCAAGAUGAUGAUGAUCUGGACCCACGGAAAGUAAAUCGUAUCUCUAUUCACGACACCUAUGUUAACCAGCUUAAUGAUUGUAAUAUGUUGAAUGUAGAUACUCGCAGAAAUAUACAAAACAAUAAACAGCGAAUGAUAUCACCUCAGUCUGUUCUACAUCAAAAUUUAUCCGAGUGUAUUAAAUGUCUUUGUCAACAAAUGGAGAAGAAUUCUAUCCCACAAGUUACGUGUGAUACUAUUAACACAAAUACUAUUGCUAACAGUAAUACAACUUCUUCAACAAUCUGUUCUCAAGCGUUAGAUUUAAGGAUGACAUCACCACUGAUAGUAGAUGAAAGUCCAAUUAAUGAGACAUGGAAUACAAGUGGAAUGUUAAUUAAAGCCUUAUCACCUUCAUCACCAUUGUUGCCCUCUUUUUCAUCGUCAGCAUCAUCCUCAUCGUCUUCAUCAUGUUCAAAUAACAUCUUACAACAGCAACAACAACAACAAAGAAAACAGCAACUGCAUUAUCAUCAUGAGUGUGAUCAACAUGAUAAAGUAGUCAAUUUAAUGCCUACCAAAUCAUCAGAACACUUCAAUGAUACUUUGAUGAAUAUAUCCUCAUAUAAUCAAUAUAAUAAUUAUACUAUCAGCUCUUGUUCUCCAAAUCUCGCCAUGAUGGAUACUAUUCCAUUUAGUUUAUCCAAAAUGGAUUCAUCAUUUGUAUCAAAUAAAUUAUUUUCGAAUACCUCUAGUAUAUCAACAUUAACCAACACACAUACUCAACACAAUUUAAAAACCCAAGCACCUUUAUUUCCUCGUCUUUCUUCUACCCUACUCAGUUUAUCGUCAUCAGAUACAACCACAGAAGACAGUAAGACAGUUUUACAAACCCCAGUAAAAGAAGAAAUAUUUUAUAAACUCUCUGAAGCACUUUGUUUACAUCGAAGUGGAUCACAACUCUCAUUGAAUGAUAACGGAAUAAAUGAUCAAUUGAUGACAAGUGAUUUAUUGAAUCCUACUGAGUUCAUUUGGAAUUACGCUAAAAAUUAUGCUUUAUUUACCAAAAAUAAUUCCAGUGAAAAUGUAAUUGAAGUUAAUAAAACGUCAAAUGAUUUAGAAAAUGAAACGUCUUCAAAAUCUGAAUUUACAGAUACAGAAAAAUGUGACUCAAAAUCAACUUCACUUUGGUUUACAGAGUCAGAGUUACAUUCUAUACCGAAUCUUAUGGAAUCAAUUAGAAAAUUCUGUUCAAACAAUGAAUGCGGCUAUGAAGCAUGUCGAUCUUCCAGACUUAGAGAACACUAUCACUGUGGUGUAUGCAACAAGAUUCUUUUAAGACGAGAAGAAAUGAUACGACAUGCUAAAUGGCAUAAAAAACGAGAAGAAAGUAUGCAGUAUGGAUUUAUGCGUUAUAGUCCAGGUGAUGAUUGUACUGUCUCAGCUUGUCCACACAAUGGGCGUCAAACUCAUUAUCAUUGUAUGCAAUCAAAUUGUUAUAAGGUUUACAUCAGUACAUCGGACGUCCAAAUGCAUGCUAAUUACCAUCGAAAAGAUGCUGUAAUUAUUCAAGAAGGUUUUCAAAGAUUUCGUGCAACAGAAAAUUGUGGCAUUCCAAGGUGUCUGUUUUACACAGAACACACAACACACUUUCAUUGUCGACGUUCCAACUGUCAUUUCACAUUUAAAAAUAAAGCUGAUAUGGAGAAGCAUAAAUUACAUCAUCAGAAAAAUGAUAGAUUUGCUCAAGAUGGAUUUCGGAGAUAUAUAAAAUGCGAAAAUUGCGAUUUUCCAGAAUGCCAGUACUCCGGUGUUAUUAAUCACAUUCACUGUAUCCGACCAGGAUGCGAUUAUGUAGUUCAUUCGUCCAGCCAAAUAAUGUCGCAUAAACGGAAACAUGAUAGAAGGUUUGCAUCCUUUUCUCCUAGACACAUGGGUGUCGUGUGCCGCGAUGAUAUUAGUCAAACACUUUCAUCUUCAAAUCAAGGUAAUGACAAUGAUGAUGAAGAUAUUGCAAAUACUGGAGGUGCAGGAAUUGACGGGAUAUCCAAACAAAAUUUGCUAAGUUCUGGAAAAUACAUAAAGGAUCUUGGCGAAAAUGAAAUCUCACUACUUCAAAAUAAUAAUUUGGAUUUUGGAUUUUUUUCAAAUAAAAACACUUAUCCAUAUGAAGUGGAUUUUAAUAUGAUAGAACCAAUGUCCAUUACGAAUUUACUAACUGAAGUUUCGAAACUUGCUAGUUUGUGCAUUUGCCGACGUCAGCAUUGGGGAGAAUUGUCAUAUGAUUGUGAUAACAACACCAAUGAAAAGUGUAUAAAUAAAGAUCAAGAAAAUUCACCACUGUGUGCAAAAAUUGACAAAAUCCUUCAAUCGAUAUACAAAUCAUAUAAUCACCAUUCAAGUCAAUGUCUUUGGCCUGAUUGUCCAUCAAAAACUAAUGAAAUUGACUUGAAACAAACUCAAGAAUCACCUAGAACUUGGUGUAAAUAUUGGUUAUCUCAUUUAUGGGAAGCAUGUCUUUCAUUUUUCGCUUAUAUAGAAUGUGACCAGUCCAACUGCUCAAUGCGAUCAAGAGGUAGCCAUACUCAUUGCCGUUUUUGGCCGAAAUGUGAUUUCAUCAAUCCAUCAGGGAGCUCAAAUUUUCAAGUCUUGUAUGAACAUCUAUUUUUACACAAUGAAUGUUUUGCUCCAAAGUUAAUAAGUUCAUCCAUUUCCAACCAAUCAACAUGUAGACGAAAUGAAUCUAGUGACAAUUUAGUUUACGAUGCAUCUUAUAAUAUUGCAAAUUCAAGACGUAGAGGUCGACCACCAAAAUAUACAAAGUAUGUUCAUGUUCCACAUAUAAAUCCACCUGAGAAUCUUCAUAAAGAUGACAACUACCACUCAGACUUAUGCUAUUCAAUGUUUUUCGACCAAUCAGAAAGCAGGUUUGAGUGUCAAAACCAGACAGUUAAUGAAAAUCACAGUAUCUCGGUUGUUGAUAACCUGCAUAAUAAACAUGAAUCUAACCAAUUUAAAAACAUACGAUUAGGCGUUAAAUUAUUUUUAUGUGGUGAAAUAUGUCCAGACAGUAAAUGCCCAUAUUUUUCAACACAUGAAGAACAUUAUCACUGUACUAAGCCAAGAUGUUAUAUGGCUACUAAUAGUUUAGAUUUAAUGAAUACACAUCGACGUGAAUUUCAUCAGUAUACAGUUAUUGAACAAGGAUUUGAAUACUUUGAUACAAGCAUUGAUUGUCGUCGACCUUUAUGUCAUAAUAACAAAGUACAUAAACAUUUUCAUUGUGUCUAUCCUAGUUGUGAUUAUACAUUUGUUCGUGCAAGUACAAUGCAACAGCAUACUAAAAAGCAUACAGUGAAUUUAAAGUCUAGUCAAGAUAUAACUACAAAAAGUCAUUAUACAGCAAGUUUAGAAAAUAAAUCUGCAAAAAUUUCAACAUCUACAUUGAUGUCUAAUAGUCAAUUGGAUGGAAACUUACCUUUAUCUAAAGUUUCUAAUUCCGAAACAAAUAGUCAAGAUAGUAAUAAAUCCAUAGACUUACUAACAACUCCAAUUAAUGUCACUGAAGUAAAUCCUGUUCUAUCCCUUCUUCCACUUGGCAUACACCCACGACAACUUCCCGUUCUUUUACCCAAUACACAAAAUCAAAAUCUAUCACUUCCUUCAAUCGCUAUGGAUAAUAAUCUUACAAGAAUAAAAUGUGUAGAGAAUUCAUUAUUACCAGGUUUUCUUCCUAUAUGGGCUGCUGCAAUGGUGACAGCUGCUACCAUGACAACAGGUUUAGGUAAUUCAAUGCCAAGGAUAAACUAUGAGCCUAGAAUAAUGGGAGAAUGCAUUUCCGAUAUAAACUGCUUUAGUCUGCCUUUAAAUCAACCGAUAAAAAUGUAUAUGCAUCCUGAUGUCAUUUACCUGUCACUACAGGACAAAAUGGUGUACAAGUAUAAACUUCAACACUACAACAACAAAACUAAGAAACGCCCGGUUAAAUACCCCCUUCAGUUCCUAGUCUCUUCCCUGCCCCUGCAAAAAUAA
Messenger RNA from Heterobilharzia americana, 4287 nucleotides. Lineage: Eukaryota; Metazoa; Platyhelminthes; Trematoda; Strigeidida; Schistosomatidae. The record is from the annotation of a GenBank genome assembly.